AUGCAAACAUUGAGCUCUAUUCCUUCACGUUUUACUCCGAAUACGCUUGCCAAUAUUUCAGGUUGUGAUGAUGAUGAUGAUGAUGAUGAUGAUGAUGAUGAUGAUGAUGAUGAUGAUGAUGAUGUGAUGAUGAUGAUGAUGAUGAUGAUGAUGAUGAUGAUGAUGAUGAUGAUGAUGAUGAAUCUGAUGAUGAUGAUGAUGAUGAUGAUGAUGAUGAUGAUGAUGAUGAUGAUGAUGAUGAUCAUGAUGAUGAUGAUGAUGAUGAUGAUGAUGAUGAUGAUGAUGAUGAUGAUGAUGAUGAGACAUGAUGAUGAUGAUGAUGAUGAUGAUGAUGAUGAUGAUGAUGAUGAUGAUGAUGAUAAUGUGAUGAUGAUGAUGAUGAUGAUGAUGAUGAUGAUGAUGAUGAUGAUGAUAAUGAAGAUGAUUUGA
Echinostoma caproni is the source of this 429-nucleotide messenger RNA. The record is from the annotation of a GenBank genome assembly. NCBI's taxonomy places the organism in Eukaryota, Metazoa, Platyhelminthes, Trematoda, Plagiorchiida, Echinostomatidae.